AUUUUUACUUCAAUUCACCUCAAUUAAAAAUUGUUAAGACAGUAUUCUUGCAUUUUACAUACAUAUAUGGUUGCCUACUGUCACAAAUGGUAAUUAUUUAAGUGUCAAGAUGGCAGGGGCGCUUGCGAGGAUUACAAAUGCAAGUAAAACGCAAUUUGGAUUGAUUGCGCCCAUCAACAGUUAUGCCAACGUUCUGUUCUACUCGAACCCUCCGCCAGGCACACCACCCCCGCAGACCCGCACCACCUUCGGUAACCUGAAGGAUGAGGAUCGCGUCUUCACCAAUUUGUAUGGCAAACAUGAAUGGAGGUUGAAAGGUGCUCUAAAAAGAGGUGACUGGUAUAAAACCAAGGAAAUAUUGCUUAAGGGUGCUGACUGGAUCAUAAAUGAAGUCAAAACUUCCGGUUUGCGCGGUCGUGGAGGCGCCGGAUUUCCGGCUGGAAUGAAAUGGUCGUUCAUGAAUAAACCCGCCGAUGGUCGCCCGAAGUAUUUAGUCGUUAAUGCCGAUGAGGGCGAGCCUGGAACCUGCAAAGACAGGGAAAUCAUGCGACAUGAUCCUCACAAAUUAGUUGAGGGUUGUUUGAUUGCUGGAAGGGCCAUGGGAGCAAAGGCCGCGUAUAUUUACAUCCGCGGUGAAUUUUACAAUGAAGCUUCCAACAUGCAAGUUGCUAUUGCUGAGGCGUAUCAAGCAGGCUUAUUAGGAAAGAACGCUUGUGGAUCCGGGUAUGAUUUCGACGUUUUCAUGCACCGUGGCGCUGGUGCGUACAUCUGCGGUGAGGAAACUGCUCUCAUUGAAUCCAUCGAAGGCAAGCAGGGAAAACCCCGUCUAAAGCCGCCAUUCCCCGCUGAUAUCGGUGUGUUUGGAUGCCCGACAACGGUGACAAACGUCGAAACUGUUGCUGUUUCACCUGCAAUCUGCAGACGCGGCGGUGCUUGGUUUGCUUCCUUUGGUCGGACGCGUAACUCCGGCACUAAACUCUACAAUAUUUCGGGUCAUGUGAAUACGCCAUGCACCGUUGAAGAGGAAAUGAGCAUUCCUCUAAAGGAACUUAUUGAAAGACAUGCUGGUGGUGUCACUGGCGGUUGGGAUAAUUUACUAGCCAUUAUUCCGGGCGGUUCUUCCACACCUCUUAUCCCGAAACACGUUUGUGAUGACGUGUUGAUGGAUUUCGACGGUUUGGUCGCGGCUCAGACUAGUUUGGGUACUGCUGCCAUCAUUGUGAUGAAUAAGCAGACGGACGUCGUCAAGGCGAUAGCGCGUUUGAUUAUGUUCUACAAACAUGAGUCCUGUGGUCAAUGCACACCAUGCAGAGAAGGUAUUAACUGGAUGAACAAGAUGAUCUACCGGUUUGUUGAUGGUAAUGCAAAGCCAGAGGAAAUCGAUAUGUUGUGGGAGAUCAGCAAGCAAAUUGAAGGACACACGAUUUGUGCGUUGGGUGAUGGUGCAGCAUGGCCGGUACAAGGCCUGAUUAGACAUUUUAGACCUGAAUUGGAAGCCCGUAUGGAGAAGUACCACAAACAGAAGGCUUGCAACUAAAUAAACACCUUAGUAAAUUUAAAUCCGUUACGAUUACUCAAUCAUUUCGAUUCAAAUCCAAGAAAUUCGUUGUUUGUGAAAGAGUUAUGUAUAUAAUUAAGCAUUAUAAGUGAAAUCACUACAGGAACUAUUAAAUUUUAAACGGCGGCGCCCUUA
Messenger RNA from Dalotia coriaria, 1693 nucleotides. It is a transcript of the gene ND-51, whose product is annotated as NADH dehydrogenase (ubiquinone) 51 kDa subunit. Gene Ontology annotation, molecular function: 4 iron, 4 sulfur cluster binding; NADH dehydrogenase (ubiquinone) activity; NAD binding. NCBI's taxonomy places the organism in Eukaryota, Metazoa, Arthropoda, Insecta, Coleoptera, Staphylinidae. The coding region runs from base 110 to 1537 and encodes 475 amino acids. Gene Ontology annotation, biological process: mitochondrial electron transport, NADH to ubiquinone. The record is from RefSeq and is a predicted model, not a curated record. The transcript has 5 exons.